This is a messenger RNA of Zasmidium cellare ATCC 36951, 690 nucleotides long. RefSeq lists its product as uncharacterized. Gene Ontology annotation, cellular component: cytosol; nucleus. Lineage: Eukaryota; Fungi; Ascomycota; Dothideomycetes; Mycosphaerellales; Mycosphaerellaceae. The annotation marks the transcript as partial. The transcript has a single exon. The record is from RefSeq and is a predicted model, not a curated record.
AUGGGCAGCAACAACCCCCCACCCAUCCGCCUCGCCAUCCUCGAAUGCGACACCCCCAUCGGACACACCAAAGAAAAAUACGGCACCUACGGAAACCUCUUCACCGAACUGCUCACCAACGGCUCGGACCUCUACCGUCAAGAAAACCAUAACAACUCUCCCUCUCCGGACCUCGACAUCACGAAAUACGACGUCGUCAACGCGGAAAUCUACCCCAAAGUCGAAGACAUCGACGCGGUGCUCCUCACGGGUAGCCGCUGGAACGCGUAUGAUGACGAUCCGUGGAUUCUGAAAUUGGUCGAAUUUACCCGGAAGGCGUUGGAGGGGGGCAGGGUGAAAGUCGUGGGUGUGUGUUUCGGGCAUCAGAUCGUCGGGCGGGCGCUGGGGGCGGAGGUCGGACGCAGCGAUGUAGGCUGGGAAGUGAGCGUUGUCGAUGUCAACCUCACCCCGAAAGGCCAGGAAAUCCUCGGCCUCGAAGGGAAUACCCUCGCGGUCCACCAAAUGCACCGCGACAUCGUGGCCGCGGUCCCGGCGGGGGUGGAGUUGUUGGGGUCGAGUGAGAGGUGUCAGGUCCAAGGUAUGUAUCAGGAGGGCAGGCUGGUGACGGUGCAGGGGCAUCCGGAGUUUAGCGAGGGGAUUGUGGCGGAGUUGUUGGGGAGUCGGUUUGAGAGGGGGAUUUUUGGGGAGGAG